Molecule: messenger RNA, 1023 nt
Organism: Lactuca virosa
Lineage: Eukaryota; Viridiplantae; Streptophyta; Magnoliopsida; Asterales; Asteraceae
Source: the annotation of a GenBank genome assembly
AUGUUGAGGUUCAACAGUUUAACCUUCAAGGUUGUGCACAAGCAAACUGCAGCCUCUAGCUCUGCUAGCCCCGCUAUAAUCGGGCAACAUUUGUUGACCGCGGGGUCACCCAAUCCAAUGUUCACUAAACCUCCUAGAAGGUCUACACAAGCUCCCAACUUUAGGAUGUCAAUGGGGCAUGUUUCCGAUGCACCCGGUGGUGAUGCAACCGGUGGUGAUGCACCCUUUGGUGGUGGGCAGGGUUCCCCCUUUGGUGGUGUGGCAGCUGGUGGAGUGACCACCGGUGGAGUGACAACCGGUGGUGUGACGAUGGGUGGGACGACCGGUGGGAGGGGUGGUAGUGGGAGUGGUGGGAGUGUCACCGGUGGUUUAAUCGGUGGAAGGGUCACUGGUGGUUUUAGAGGUGGGAGUGGGAGGGGUGGGAGCGUCACUGGUGGUUUUAGAGGUGGGAGCGGGAGGGGUGGGAGCGUCACUGGUGGUUUUAGGGGUGGGAGUGGGAGGGGUGGGAGCAUCACUGGUGGUUUAAUCGGUGGGAGGGUCACUGGUGGUUUUACAGGUGGGAGUGUGACAGGUGGGAGGGUUACUGGUGGUUUAAUUGGUGGCAGAGUCACGGGUGGUUUUACCGGUGGGAGGGUUACUGGUGGUUUAAUCGGCGGGAGGGUCACUGGUGGUUUAAUCGGCGGGAGGGUCACUGGUGGUUUAAUUGGUGGCAGAGUCACGGGUGGUUUUACCGGUGGGAGGGUUACUGGUGGUUUAAUCGGCGGGAGGGUCACUGGUGGUUUAAUCGGAGGGAGGGUCACCGGCGGUUUAAUUGGUGGGAGUGGCGGUUUAAUUGGUGGGAGGGUAACCGGUGGCUUUACCGGUGGUUUAACAAUCGGUGGUUUUCCGGUGGGUGGUUUUGGCUUGUCACAACUUCCACAGUCAAGAACUGGAUUCGCUGAAGAAAUCAUGAAAAGUGAAAUGAAGAAAAGAGCGGUAAGCUUCUUAGAGGACUCCAUUUUUGAUGGAUGUAAUGUGAAGUGA